UUUACAAAAAGUUACGAAUAUAUGGCAAUUGUUACUCACUGGUUUGUAUUCACACGGAAUGAAUUUAUACCUAAGUAGCCUACACCUACUAUGCUCAUUCAUUGUCAGUCACAUAUUGAAAGGUGCUGCAUGAACAUAUUAAUUAAUCCUGUUUCAUGAAACACGUCUCAUAGCAAAUAUGCGAUGUCACAUUUAAAUAGGCUAACAUUUCUAACAUUUUCCUCGGGAUGAGUAAAGUAUCUAUCUCUAUUUAUCUAUCUAGGCUAUUUGUACACAAAACUAUGGAUUCAUGAAUAGAUGUAUCCAAUUGCGCCAAGAAAUAGGUUGUGUGCCUCUGAUGUGCAAAACGUCACCAGCCAAACCUUGACCGAAAACAUGCAGUCGAGACUCGAGACCACAGAAUCAAAUUGCAUGAAGCAUUCGCUGCAGCCUUAAGGACACCAUUUUAGGUAAUGUGGCGUGCUGCAUUGAUGUGCAAGCAUUGAUGCACUAUUUCUUUUUAGGAGUUUAGUUUACGGGAGGAGAGGUUAUAUUUUUAGAUAAUAUUAUAUGAAUCCAAACCCAUGGCAAACAUUAAACACCACGGGUUGCCUUUUUAAGUCAUCCUAAUAUUAUUACAUUUGCAGAAAACUGAGCUGCACUGUAUUUAUACAAUGGAUAGCCUUUCCCCACAGAUAGUAUAAUUCGGAUUGCCUCAUUUGGACGUAUCAUGGGUCACUAGCACCCAACAGAGAAGUAUAAACGGUUAAGACAGUCACUAUAAUUUGAGCAGACUAUUUCAAACGUACAAUUGUUUGCCUCUACUCUAUAAAUGUUAUAAUGUUAUUUUUUGUUUACACUCACAGAUUGGCGUAGGCCUAUGUUUGUCAAAUAUCCAUUUAGUUGAAAAGCCCAGACAACUUAGGCGUAAUAUUUUUUAAUCACAAAACAUCAAAAUCAGGCAACAAAAUGUCAAUCAGGGCCUAUUGUCUACAACUAGUUUAUAUGGAUGAAAGAACUUGUCACGCAAUGCGGAAUAGAUGGAUUGGGGAGUCAAAUUGUCAAAUUAACUAGGUAAAUUGCAUUCGCAGUCUGAUGAAGACAAGGUAAAGAGUGACAUUAACGUUACCUAACAAUAUGACAAAAUUAUCAUAUUUAAAACAAUUGAGCUAGCCUAAAAUAAGGCUUACGACAUCUGGUAAAUGGGUGUGGUUAUGAUGAUAUAAUCUAGUAUAGGCCUAAUUGUAAACAACAAGCCAGACAAAAUGGGUUACAUGUUUUAAAUCAGUUAUCUAUAGGCUACUAAUCGUUCAGAUACAUGUCCAUUGUAAUAUUUUAUAGAUGGCACAAAUCUGAUAAAUUAAAGGAUAAAAAAGUUAAAAUUACAAGGAAGAAACCAAACAAACCGAGACGCAAAGGAAAACUGUUCCUAGGUUCCUAGGUAAGUGUCACGAUUGGCAUGAACAAUGGAAAAUAUUUCACGAAUAUUACCUAUUAAUUAUUGUUUAUUAUCAAAAGCUUUUGAGAAAAGAAUGUAGUUGUACACUGCACUACAAACACUACAGUCGUUUUUGGAAUAUUUGCGGGCAUGAUGUAGGCUAUGCUAUGACGUUAAGGCAGAUGCAUUUCACAUGAACCCAUACGCUGUACCUGCGUUGUAGGCUACCCUUUAUAGAAUUUAGUAAACAUAUUCGUGCAUUAGGUGCGUCAUGAUAUGGUAAGAGUGCUUAAUUCAUAAAAGUAGGCUACACUUUCAGGAAAGGCUACUUGUGAAAUAAUGUAUUUUCCUGGAUUUAAAAACAGUCUAAAUAAAUAGGAAAAUCUUUCAACUCAACUAAUUCAUGUUAACAAUAACUAUCGUAAGUAUCUAGACUGAUAGUCUGCUUACGGGCUGAACGAACCUAUUUCAUGCAUCUAGCCUAAGUUAAAGCCUAGUCGAGGUUACGGCUGCAGUCAAUAAUACUCAUAAUAAUAGCCUAAUAAUAAGCAUAAUCAUAAUAAUAAUAAUAGAUGAAACCCCAACAAUAUGAAUGAGACUAAUGUAAAUUGAUUUAAAUGUGUACGUGUGUAUAUGUGUGUGUUGCUUUAGAGGAAAGAUUUUGAGGAAAAAAGCCUGACCUCAUGUGGCCGCCUGGAUACUGGGCCUAACGCUGACAAUGACAGCAGACAUGCACUGAUUUGGACAAUGCCGAAUGUCAAUAUCAUAUCCUCGAGUUGUAGACCAAGAACUCAGCACCUGUUAUCUGCCUGCUGUUGUGGGCAGACACAUUUUUCAAUUGUAGGCCUGUCUGACACUUAAAAAGACACUUAAUAAAGAGACUUAAUCGUUGAAAAGUAUUGUAGUUUACCCGUAUUGUGGCUGUUUGCACGUGAUACUUACCAUUAAUAAUCUCAAAGCCUACUCACACAUCUUUAUGAACGAGUUUAGCCGAGCUGUUUCUUCCGAAUUUGUCUGUGAACGAGAAAUGUCUACGAAAUCGGCCAAAUCAGAUCUUCUGAAUCAAGCACACCAUGCACUACAGAUUACGAGUCCCACGAUGAUAUAAACUUGUUGUUUGCAUACCACAUGCAAAGACUAAACCGGACAGCAACUCAGCCUAGGCUACCUUAUGUCAGUUAUAGGACCAAACAAGCAAAUAUGACGGUAAAACAAUAUAACCAAAUGUAUAGGCCUACUUGUAGCCUAGGCUACUUAUAAUUUAUGUUUCAGUGAGUAUUCAAUCUACACAGUAAAAUAAAUUCUGGAUCGUGUCUUAUUAGACAUGCAGAAACUAUUAGGGAUUUCUUCUAGGCUAAGAAUAAUUAUGCCUGCAUUUACAUUAUACAUUUACGCAAGCACUUUUACAAUUUACAAUUUGUUUGGCGAUGAUAAUGUGAAAAAGAUUGUGCCCAUAUUGGUCUCUAUUUCCCCUUGUCUGCAAGUUGGUUUAUUCUCCAUCACUGUUUGAUGGGACUUUUUUCACAAGCCUCGUGUUGGUUUUAUGCUAUACUGGGAACUCAACCACAGUUUUAUUAACGACACGUUUAUGAACAAUCAAAUGGUCCUCGUAAAAAUUUAUUGAAGGACAUAAAAACAUGCACGGCCACUUGCCGAAUGUAGCUAGAUACGUCUUUGAGGAUGUAGGUAUUCCCACCUCCCCGGUUUUAAAAAACAUCGUUUUACAAGGGAUGUCCUGCUUGUGUUUAUUUGUGACUCAUGGAAACUAUAAUUCCAGUGUGUUAAAGACGCACUGCAACUCAACAGACCAGACUUUGGGGGUUUGUGAAAGCACAGGAAUUGUCCACAUUUAGGGGGAAAUCAGACACACUAUAAAUGUCAAUCAGGGACAAAAACAAUUCCUUUGGAGUCAAAUAGUGGAUUUUACUAUCGAAAGCGGUGUUACUGAAGUAUCCUACUGGCGCACACAGUGCUUCCCACAGAUGUAGGGACAGACUCGACAAAGAUUAAUUACAUAAAAAAAUAGUGCCAUUGCUAGAUCUUAACGUACCUCGUAGAGCGACGCGGCUUCAUAAAAAUCUUUUGAAUAAGAAUAGCUAGACCAAAGGAUUGGAGUUAUACUUUUAUCCUGGCGUCCCUUUGAGAGAAAUCUUAAAACCACCACACUGUUAUCACGAAGUGCAUUGCUAUCCCAGGACAAGUCGCGCAUUGAUCCACUGUGCAUUUUUUUGUGGGGGUAAAUAUAAUCACGUGUUGCAGAGUCAGCCAAUAGACGAUGAAGACGGUUUGAGAAAUAAUUACCUGCUUGAUUGUUCUAUGGGUAGAUAAAAAAGUACACAUAGCCUACAGUCCAUAUAAUAAUCGGAUGCAUGUAAAAGAGAGGAGACGGAUAAUGUCGACCACGGGUCCCAUAACUAAUUAUUAUGUGGAUUCUUUGAUAAACCAUGAAAACGAUGAUGUAUUGUCGACUCGCUUUUCCUCUGCUGGUCCGCUUUCCUCCGGUCCCCGUUCGACAACUCUGGUGCCUGAGUGUGGAGACUACCCUUCCUGCAGCUUUGCCCCGAAACCAACCGUCUUCACUACCUCCUGGGCCCCUGUUCACUCCCAGUCUUCAGUGGUGUACCACCCAUACACUCACCAACCUCAUUUGGGAACGGACUCGAGAUAUGUACGAUCAUGGCUAGAACCAAUUCCUGGUGCCGUAUCCUUUUCUGGCUAUCCAGCUAACGGUCGGCAUUAUGGUUUGAAGCCCGACGCCUUUCAAGAGCAUAGAACCGGAGACUGUUUGUCCGCCAACGGACGCACCUAUACGGAUUAUCUGUACUGCUCCCCGGCAGACAUCCGAGAGAAAACGCAGCCGCACAACCCAUCGCCUGAGACUGAGAUUCUUUCUUCCGGAAAAGAAAAAGACGAGAAACCAGAAUUAGACCCGAAUAACCCUGUGGCCAAUUGGAUCCAUGCGCGAUCGACGAGGAAAAAAAGAUGCCCAUACUCCAAAUAUCAAACAUUGGAACUAGAAAAAGAAUUUCUCUUCAAUAUGUAUCUUACCAGAGACCGACGCUACGAAGUUGCCAGAGUCCUUAAUCUAACCGAAAGACAGGUUAAAAUUUGGUUUCAGAAUCGACGGAUGAAGAUGAAAAAAAUGAACAAAGAGAAAACAGACAACAAAGGACAGUCAUAAAAACUGUGAAACAAACAACCCCACCAGAGUGCACAGUCUCACCAAACACACACACACACACCAAGAGGAACUGUGGCCAAGAAAUGUCUUAUGCAGUAAACAGUUGUAUUCAUUCCUGUGACCUGUGAAACGGACUCCUUUAGUAUAUUUUAUUGUUUAUGUCUUUUUGGAGCAAGAAUUUGGCGCGAUUUAAUUACAGAGGUGAAAUAUUGCUUGCUUAUGCUAGAGGAAACCCUUUUAGUCAUGGAUUCAUGAAACCUAAAACAGGCCUAAGGAUACAGGCCGGUGGAAAAGCUGCCUCGAAGUAAAAGCAAGAAAAUACUUGAACUGCCGUGUCUUUUUCAUUUAGUAAUUUAUGAACUUCUCAAGACACUAUUUCUUCUCGUUAUGUUUGGGUGUUUGUGAAUAAGUGAGAUAUUUUGUACAGAAAAAUAUAAUGUCUUUCGUCCAAAUACCCUAUGUGCUAAUGUCUUCGUGGUGUUGUAGAUUUUCGAUGUACCCAGUCGUGUAUUUUCAAUAGUUCUGUUUACGUUUGUUUUCUUUCUCCAUUGCUCUGUUCAAAUAUAUGGUCAACAUCCAAA
Molecule: messenger RNA, 5179 nt
Organism: Alosa alosa (allis shad)
Lineage: Eukaryota; Metazoa; Chordata; Actinopteri; Clupeiformes; Clupeidae
Gene: hoxc9a
Product: homeobox C9a
Biological process (GO): anterior/posterior pattern specification; DNA-templated transcription; regulation of transcription by RNA polymerase II
Cellular component (GO): nucleus
Molecular function (GO): RNA polymerase II cis-regulatory region sequence-specific DNA binding; DNA-binding transcription factor activity, RNA polymerase II-specific
Source: RefSeq, a predicted model, not a curated record